This is a messenger RNA of Peronospora belbahrii, 1464 nucleotides long. NCBI's taxonomy places the organism in Eukaryota, Oomycota, Peronosporomycetes, Peronosporales, Peronosporaceae. The record is from the annotation of a GenBank genome assembly.
AUGGUUCUUUUGCUCGUUCAAGGUUCACACAACAGCCGGAUGGCCCUCAUGGCCACAUCUCGCCUUGCAAGUCAAUUUGGCCACAGGCAAUCGUGCGCCAUCACCCGUGCCAUGAGUACACAUGUGGCACGUGCGAUACUGUUGCCCUCCGACCUGGCAACGGUUUCGACAAAUGACAAACCACCGCCUCUGUUGCAACGGCUCCAACUUAAUGCGGCUACUUUGAUGCAGCUGCAGACUCAAAUCCAAAGCCUUGGAAACGGUCCUAGUAACCAGCGCGAUGCUUUCUACGUUGUAGACACGGCUGCUGUCGAGGACCGCUACAAACUCUGGCACAAGUACCUACCUGAUGUACGGCCUUAUUAUGCCGUUAAGUGCAAUCCGGACCCGGUACUCAUUGAAGGCCUCGCUCGCCUUGGAGCAGGCUUUGACUGUGCUAGCCAGACGGAAAUCAGUUCGGUGCUUGCCAGUGGUGUUGCAGCAAGCGAUAUUGUUUACGCCAACCCGUGCAAACAAGGCUCACAGAUUGCCUAUGCUCAAGAUAAUGGGGUGGACAUGAUGACAUUUGACUCACAAGACGAACUUGUCAAGAUCCAUACUAUUAGUCCCAAUGCAAAGCUUGUGCUGCGACUUUAUGUUGAUGACUCUAACUCCAUCUGUCGACUUGGUACCAAGUUUGGAGCCAUGGUGCAUGAUGUCCCCGACAUCUUGAACUAUGCUAAGGCUUUGAACCUUGAUGUCAUUGGAGUCAGUUUUCACGUCGGCAGUGGUUGUUUCAAGGUUGAGGCUUAUUCGAACGCUGUGGCAAGCGCUCGCAAAGUUUUUGACAUUGGCCAUUCACUAGGCUUCAAGUUCAAGCUACUGGACAUUGGUGGCGGCUUUCCUGGAACCGAGAAUGCCCCAAUUCGCUUCGAGGACUGCGCUCGCGCGCUCAAGAAGUCUCUGGUCAUUCACUUCCCACGCGAUAGCGGUGUGCGGGUUAUUUCGGAGCCCGGCCGCUUCUUUGCGGCGUCCACCCACACGCUUGCUGUCAACGUCGUUGGACGCAAAGCGGCUCCCACUUUCAAUGUCCCCGGCCAGCCACCUGUGCUUGCUAGUGCUGCCGCUGUUGCGGGGCAAGUACCCAACUAUAUGUAUUUUGUGAACGAUGGUUUAUACGCCUCGUUUAACUGCAUGGUUUACGACCACCCAUCGAUUCAGCCUGUGAUCAUGUCGGAUGCCGCCUCGGCAGACUCCACUCCGAUGUACAAGGCUAGUAUUUGGGGCCCAACCUGUGACGGCAUGGACUGCAUCAUGAAGGAGGUGGAGAUGCCAGUGUUGAACACAGGGCAGUGGAUUUUGUUCCCCAGCAUGGGCGCCUACACAUGCGCUGCCGGCUCGGACUUUAACGGCUUUCAGCGCCCUCAGAAAAUUUACUUCGACUCAAACUACGUGGCAGAUGAUCAGCAGCAGUUUGUGCACUAG